Messenger RNA from Bathycoccus prasinos, 972 nucleotides. RefSeq lists its product with no specific name. The record is from RefSeq and is a predicted model, not a curated record. Lineage: Eukaryota; Viridiplantae; Chlorophyta; Mamiellophyceae; Mamiellales; Bathycoccaceae. The transcript has 2 exons. Bases 1 to 972 code for a protein of 323 amino acids.
AUGCUUUUCUCCACCGCCGCAUCGUCGUCAUCGUCGACGCCGUUUGUCUUCUUUGUCUUCUUCUUCUUCUGUGUUCCAGUCCUCUUCUUUGCGAGGAACGCACACGCGCUCGACUACGAUUGUUUGUGCGAGUGUUGUCUUCCCGGCCAGUGCGAGUUAGGGACGAGAAAACAUACGUUCAACGUCGGGGACCCGCAGUUGUGCACGACGAACAUGUGCGCCUCAAACGUGGCGAGCUGUCCAGACAGUGGGUCACACAACGCGGGAGGGACGAAUAUUGCGACGUAUUUGGACUGUUCGUGCGCGUGUUGCAAAGACUCCAACUGUCCGACGUUGAUUACGAACGCGUUUCAUUCGGGCGGCAUACAGCAGUGCACGCCGUCCGCGUGCUCGUCGAAGUUUUACUCGUGCCCAGACCCGGGGGCGCAUAACUCGGCCUUAAACGAAAACUUCGCGACGUUUUACGAUUGCACGUGCGGAUGCGCGGACACGCCGUCACAAACCAAAGAUAUCAAUCGUUUUUACGCGGGAAAGAGUACCAUGUGCACGCAGAACGAGUGCGAGAGUCGGUUUACGACGUGUAAAGACGAAGGCGCGUCAGUUAUUGAAGCGUGGUACACUGGAGAGGAAAGCGACAGCGAGAAGUUUGAUUCGAGUCCUUGGGAGACAUACAAGGACGGGAAUGUUAGAAUUUCAAUUGGCGGGAAAACGGUGACUUUGUCAAAAGGCGCGGCGGCUGGGAUUGCGGCUGUUGUUUUGUUUGUCGUAUUUUCUGUGAUUGGAUAUUUUGGGUAUAGAUUGUACCAACGAAGAAGAGGGUACCGAUGGAUGGUGUUUGACCACGACGAGGAAGGAAGAAUAAUGGCGAGAGAGGUGAAAGGGAGUAGCGACGUGGAAAUGUCUUCGUCUAACAACAACAACAUCAGCGCUAAUAGUGGUGGCUCCUUCAGGAACUUCGCCGAAUUAUACUAG